AUGGACCGCCCCCCAACGGCACGAGAAGGAUUGUCGAAUUUGGUCAAACGCAAAACGUCCGCUGGCACGCAACGACGCCGGACGCCGUCUGUCAGCUCGCUGGACAGAGUCUUCGCAACACAUUCGGAACCCUUGGCACCAUCCGAGCCCGAAGCUCGUAGGCAAGCUCCUCUGAUUGGCAGUGAGCCUACGAAUGAGGAUGACACGUACGGCCUCAUCGAGAUGCGUGAUAGCUUCUUCGACGCUAUCUUCAGCGUGCCGAAUAGUGUUGAACCAGCGGAGAUUUUGAAGCAAGCACAGGCAACAUUGCCCUUCGCAUUCCGGAAGAGGGAUCCGUUGUCGCUCAGCGGCUUUCUUCCCAAGCAGUGGCGUGAAAUCAGGGGCGUCGUUCGCCGUGUCACCACCACUCGGGCUGGCAUCAAGUUACUUAAAUCGUUCGCGGCAUUCUACUUCGCCUACAUUUUGUGUCUCGUUCCAAGCGUCAGGGGUGUUCUCGGCAAUCACUACUACAUCACGGCUGUGUCUACCAUUCUUGGCCAUCCUGGACGGGUAGUCGGUGCACAGGUCGACGGAGCUGUCCAAACCAUCAUUGGCACAGCUACAGGCCUGGGAUGGGGCGCCCUGGGUUUAUGGAUAUCAACAUCCACUACCAAGGCUCGUGACGGCUACGGAGGCGUCCUGGCAACGUUUUUGUUCCUAUAUAUCUUUGUCAUUGGCUUCAUCCGGACCUACUACAUACGCACAUACCAAGGCAUCAUUUGUGCCGGGAUAGCCAUUGCCUAUACAUGCUUGGCCGAUGUCUCAGCCAACGAAGUGUCAUGGGCGAAGCUUCUGGACUUCGCCAUUCCUUGGGCCCUUGGCCAAGCCAUUGCCUUGUGUGUGUGCGUUGUGGUGUCUCCUGAUGCUGGCGCACGCCCUCUUGCAGUGGCACUACAUCAAGCCUUUGAAGUCAUGCUGGAUGGACUAGUCGUUGCAGGAAGCGACCACCGCAGGAUGCGCCGCAGGUUAGCAUCAACGUUUGUCAACUUGUCGCAAGCCUACCGAGAUCUCAUCCUGGAUAUCUCCAUCACGUAUUUUGACCCCAAGGACGUGUUCGACCUACGGAAUCUUAUUCAGAACGUGCUCCGCUCACAGCUCAGCCUCCAAAACGAGACUCGGCUUUAUGAGGGCCUUGGCCGCUCAGCAGAGAUUGGAGGCAGGCCGAUUCUGGACGAGUUCGUCGUCAGCGUGAAUCUGGAACCAGCUUCAGUCGAGCAGAACGAAGAGCUCGAGUUGAUGAAGUUUGUCGCCAGUUAUCUUGCAAAUCCUACCGAAACGCUUCUAGGAGCCAUGAGGGAAGCAUUGAAGAGUUGUGACGCUGUUCUCAUGGACAUGAGCGGCCUUCGUCAAUAUCUAGGUCCAGCACACGAUGUUUCAAAUGAUGUGGCAGGCGCUCUCGUCACCUUGAGAAAGGGGAUCAUUGAGUUUUCGCGCUGUCAAGACACUGUGCUGGCUAGCGAGCGCCUCCCUGCGUCUUAUGGCCAGCUGCCGGAACUUGUCAAGCUUUUUGCCUUUUGUCGCCCGGUGCAUCAGACAGCUUCUGCCAUUGAGGCACUGCUAGUCAAGGUCAACAAUAUGCAGCAACGAAAGCCGAGAUAUCCUCGCUUUCACUGGCCGUCUUAUCCCGCUGCCAGAAGUCUAUUUCGAAACAACGCACAAGUCCGACAUGAUCGAGGCGGUGUAACAGCGGGAGCAUAUUUCAGGAGCUUCAAUGAGAUCGCGGAGCUCAUCCAAAAGAUCAAAUCGCGGAACUUUCAGCCACUCCCCCGCACCAACUAUGCUUCCAAGGGCUCCCGCGAUGAAGCGCAUGCAACAAUGACAGCGGACGAACUAGAGGACGAUAGCCCUACCAAGCGAACCAAGAUCCGAUAUGGUGUUUGGAAGGCCCUGCACCGCCUGCAGGGCUUCGAGACAAGGUUCGGCUUGAAGACGGCAGCUGUCACGACGCUGUUGUCAGUUCCUGCCUGGCUUACGAAAGAUAGUGACUGGUGGAAUACAUAUGAGGCAUGGUGGGCCGUAGUCAUGGCGUGGUUGAUCAUGGGAUCACGAACUGGGGGCAAUAUUCAGGAUCUGAUGAUGCGAUCGUUCUGUGCUGUCCUCGGAGCAGUUUGGGCAGGCCUAGCAUUUGCGGCGGGAAACGGCAGUCCUUAUGUCAUGGCUGUGUUCUGCCUUAUAUAUAUGCCUCCGAUGCUAUAUCGAUAUACACAAAGCUCUCAUCCGAGGUCUGGCCUGGUCGGCUGCUUGGCAUUCACGACAAUUUCCUUGACGCUAAAUACGGCACCCGAGGACACAUCACACAUUUCCAUUGCGGCAAUCCGCGGCGCUGCCAUGGUCGUCGGCGUAGUGGCCUCGAUACUCGUGAACUGGAUUUUGUGGCCUUUUGUUGCCCGACACGACCUUCGAAAAGGAAUUUCAUUAAUGCUCUUCUACUCGAGCAUUGUUUACCGAAGUAUCGUCUCAAAGUACGUCUACUACGAAGCAGGGAGGGAACCGACUCAAGAGGACAUAGAUGCUUCAGAGCAACUUGAAGGCCGACUUCGUGAAGGGUUUGUUCGUUUGCGCCAACUCCUCGGCUUGACACGACAUGAGAUCCGACUUCGGUCGCCCUUUGACCCGCUCCCAUACUCUGGUCUCAUCGAUGCUUCGGAGCGCUUCUUUGAGCACGUUGUUGCUCUCAGACAGGCUUCUCUAUUCUACCACCCAAAAUUCAUACGAGAUAACGCGGAAGCUGCCGCAGAGCUGCUGCCAUACCGCAGAGACGCCAUUGCAGCCAUUCUCACAAACCUCUAUGUUUUGUCAGGGGCGCUCCGAGCGAAUCGGAAGAUGCCGAAAUACCUACCUAGCGCAGCAGCCGCGCGGGCGCAGCUUUUACAGAAGAGCAGCGAGCUACAGGACCGCAUAGAUGCUGACGAAGAGGUUGAGAAGGAGGAGAAGGCCGAGAGCCGGAAAUGGUCGCAGAUCUACAGCUACUCGUACAAUGAGAGCCUGACAGGUUGUGUUGAGCAGCUCGAGGAGCUAGAAAAGUACACAAAGGCCAUUGUCGGGGAACAAGGGUUUGAUUGCGGCUUCCUAGACACGUCCUUGAGCUAG
Molecule: messenger RNA, 3129 nt
Organism: Microdochium trichocladiopsis
Lineage: Eukaryota; Fungi; Ascomycota; Sordariomycetes; Xylariales; Microdochiaceae
Exons: 8
Coding region: 1-3129 (1042 amino acids)
Source: RefSeq, a predicted model, not a curated record